Colletotrichum spaethianum is the source of this 972-nucleotide messenger RNA. RefSeq lists its product as uncharacterized. The transcript is spliced from 3 exons. The coding region runs from base 1 to 972 and encodes 323 amino acids. The record is from RefSeq and is a predicted model, not a curated record. NCBI's taxonomy places the organism in Eukaryota, Fungi, Ascomycota, Sordariomycetes, Glomerellales, Glomerellaceae.
AUGGGUUCUCAGUUAGUCUCAACUGACGCCAAGAACAAGUUGGAAGACUUGUCGGGCAUUACAAUCCUGCCGGGUCAGAACCCAUACGACGCCUUCAUCAAGGCCUGCAAUGAUAACCCUGCAGAGAUUCAAGCUCUGUACCACGCCCAUAGAACGAAGAGAAAUGAGCAGCAGAAGCAAAAGUUCAUCACCCCCGAUUUCAAGGAACUCAUCAUAGACCCCUUCCUUUUGAGAUUGGAAAACCCUGAGAUGGAGCCAGGCUUCCAAGAUCCCCGUAACUGCUUCGUCUUCUGGGCUCGUCCGCCCGAUCACAUUGUGAGGCUCGCGGCCCACGUGCAGGCCCUACUCAAGAAGGCUGCGCCGAGCGUUUGGCUCAUGCCUCAGCACCGCAUGCACCUCACAACGCUCGAGGUGACACACUCCAAGAACCCUGAGGAAAUCAUCGCCCUCACCGACGCCAUGCGCUCCGCGAUCCCCUACAUCACAGACUACACCUACUCCCACCGCUCGCGCCUCGUGAAGCCCAUGAUCUCGUACGAUCUCUCUGCCUUCGCCAUCUCCUUCCUCCCGGCAGCGGGCGAGUUUUCCCUUGGCCCCCCACCCGUGCCCACUGCGACACAGAAAGCCGUCGUCGAGGGCGACAGCUACACGUACCACCACCUCCGCCGAGAUAUCUUCGACCUGGCGCAGUCGACGGGCGUGCCGAUCGAGUCGCGGUACCAGGUGCCGAGCGCACACAUCACGCUGGGAAGGUAUCUUACCGAGAAGGAUCACGAGACUCCUGAGGCGCGGGCCAAGUGGGCUGAUACCAUCGAUGAGAUUAACGCGUGGCUCGAGACGGAGGUUUGGGGCCUAAAGGACGGGGAGUGGGUUGGCGAGUGGGUUGUUGGGCAGGAGAAGGGGCUGGAUGCGCGGAAUGGACAGUUGUGGUAUGGAGGAGGGAGGACGAUCAGGCUCGGUGAGGGUUUCUGA